AUGAAUCCCGACUCUGAAUUAUUCUUUUCAACUAAAACAUGUGGAGGAGGUAUACAUACUUUGCAGAGAAAAGCAGUGAAUGGUAUAAGUGAAUAUCUGGUAGCUUUCAUCCCUGGUAUUAUGAACUAUGGAAAAAUUUUAAAUGCUCGAAUACCUAUUUUUAAAUUUGAGCAAAAAAUUCUUGGAUUAAAGUGCGAUAUUUCAGUAAAUAAUAUGUCUGCAGUAUUAAUGUCGGAUAUACUUUAUUUUUGUGGAGAAAUUGAUCACAGAGUUAGGCCUUUAAUACAUGCUGUUAAAAAAUGGGCAAAGGAAGCAUGCAUUACAGCAGAAAGACCUGGCUCAUACAUUACAAAUUUCGGCUUAUCGUUAUUAGUGCUGUUUUUCCUUCAGAAUAGGCCAUCACCUAUUUUGCCUCCUCUCAAAGAUGCAUUGUUUAUUAUAGGUGAAGAUCUAACUGUAGAUUUUAGGAUAGAGUAUUUAAAACCACUUUCAGAAUGGCAGACGAAAGCAUCUUUAAAUAAAGAAUCUUUAGCAUUUCUUCUAAAAGAAUUCCUGGCCUUUUUGGGAACAUAUGACUUUAAGGAACAUCAUAUAUCGCUUCUGACUGGUUUAGGUAGAGAAAGAAAUGAUUCUGAGAGAAAGGAAGGUAAUAAUAAUUCUUCACCUAUGUGGGUGCAGUAUCCUGUGGAAGAAGAUAAAAAUGUAACCAAAAACAUCUCACUUCAUGAACUCAAUGAUAUGUGUGAAAAAGCAUGGGUAUCAUCUAAGUACUUUUCAUCAAAGAUGAAUUUAAAAAUAAGUCAUCCAAAUGAAUUGUCAUUAUGUCUUGGUGUAGAGAAAUUGAAGAAAUUUGGAAAUUAUGAUUCUAAAAAAUUAGAUGUAAAUGCAUUGUAUGAUGACCGCACAAACGUGCGCAGAAAGGGAAGACAUUUUUAAUGUCUGUAAAUAAAUAUUUUAUCAUUUA
This is a messenger RNA of Stegodyphus dumicola, 964 nucleotides long. Its product is annotated as poly(A) RNA polymerase, mitochondrial-like. The record is from RefSeq and is a predicted model, not a curated record. Gene Ontology annotation, biological process: RNA 3'-end processing. Gene Ontology annotation, molecular function: poly(A) RNA polymerase activity. NCBI's taxonomy places the organism in Eukaryota, Metazoa, Arthropoda, Arachnida, Araneae, Eresidae.